Messenger RNA from Medioppia subpectinata, 423 nucleotides. Lineage: Eukaryota; Metazoa; Arthropoda; Arachnida; Sarcoptiformes; Oppiidae. The record is from the annotation of a GenBank genome assembly.
AAUCAAUUAUUUGCUGUUAAUUCUGUAAUUAAUGACAUAAGUUAUCAUUUUAUAUGAUUAGAUGCGAAUCGGACUCCACAGUGGAAACUGUUUGGCCGGAAUUGUAGGCGUGAAAAUGCCCAGGUACUGUCUGUUCGGCUCACAGGUAACCCUCGCCAACAAAUUUGAGUCCAGUAGCGAAGCCAUGAGAAUUAAUUUGAGUCCAACCACUUACAGAUUAUUGAAAGACAAAGGCUUUUAUUUCACGCAAAGAAAUAGCGAUUGUCUGCCGAAAGAGUGUCCGCCAGAUAUGGAAAGGAUUAGCUUUUUUCUCGACGAUUAUAAACAUCCGUUUCUUCGCGAAGAGAUGUCUCUCUCAACGCAUAUACAGAAAGCUCUUCAAGACUUCCACACGACUUGAGAUACAAACCAUUAUUAUAGAUA